This is a messenger RNA of Plectropomus leopardus (leopard coralgrouper), 872 nucleotides long. NCBI's taxonomy places the organism in Eukaryota, Metazoa, Chordata, Actinopteri, Perciformes, Serranidae. The record is from RefSeq and is a predicted model, not a curated record.
UGUGUGUAUCUGACAGAGUCUGUAUCUGACAGAGUGUGUGUGUGUGUGUGUUUCAGCGUGCGUGGAGCAGGAACUGCAGCGAUCAACAUGUGUCUGGUGGCGUGCGGCUGCGUGGAGGCGUACUAUGAGAUCGGGAUCCACGUGUGGGACGUGGCGGCCGGCUCGCUGAUGGUGUUGGAGGCGGGAGGCGUCCUGAUGGAUGUGGACGGAGGAGACGUCGACCUGAUGUCUAGACGGAUCGUCGCCGCCAACAACAGAACCAUCGCAGAAAGGAUCGUCAAAGAGAUCGACUCCUUCAGGCCGCCGAGAGACGACGCUCCACCGCCGCUCAAAGUGUGAAGACCGUAGGCCGUAUGUAAAGAUGGAGGACAUGGCAGCAUCGCCCCCUGCUGUCUGACUGCAGUACAGGUCCUAAGACCCGCCCCUCCAUGUUGCUGAAUGGUCAUAGGCUGAAUUAAAAACUCAACGUACACGACAAAUAAAUGUUUCCCAAAGACGGUUUCUGUCCCUGAAGUAGCUCAUCACCCUGACCUUUGUCCAGGUGUUUGUUUGUUCAGCUGUUUGUUUUCACGAUCAGCUCGGUUUUAAUUUAUUAAAUUAUAUUUCCACCAUGAUUGACAGCCGUGGCAGCCAAUCCAUGCGCUCACAUUCAAUACGCACGGGAACUCCCUCACUGUGGGAAGCUUCUGCGCAGGUGCAGGGCUCCCAAUGACUCGUAUCCGGAUAUUUUAAGGUCACUUUAGCAUAGCGAGGGCAAGAGGGGGCGCGGCGUCCAUCUUCAUUUACAGUCUAUGGUGAAGACGCACAGGUCACUGACGAGUUUCUGUUUGACACGUGUUCAGUUUGUGACAAAUAAAGAGAUGAGUGCGUUA